This is a messenger RNA of Vitis riparia (riverbank grape), 3066 nucleotides long. RefSeq names its product receptor-like protein 6. The transcript has a single exon. The record is from RefSeq and is a predicted model, not a curated record. The coding region runs from base 1 to 2937 and encodes 978 amino acids. Gene Ontology annotation, molecular function: protein binding. Lineage: Eukaryota; Viridiplantae; Streptophyta; Magnoliopsida; Vitales; Vitaceae.
AUGUCUAAACGCCUCCUCCUCUAUUUUCUUUUCUUCCUCUCAUCCUCUCAGCUUCUUUCCUCCUCUUUCUCUUUCUCUAAUUCCACUCAACUGUGCCCGCGUCACCAGUCCCUUGCUUUGCUCCACCUUAAGCAAUCAUUCUCUAUCAACAAUUCCAGUUCUUCAGAUUGCGAUUACGAUGGUGUCACGUCUUAUCCCAAAAUAGAGUCUUGGAAAAAGGGUAGUGAUUGCUGCUCAUGGGAUGGGGUCACAUGUGAUUGGGUGACAGGCCAUGUAAUUGAGCUGGACCUCAGUUGCAGCUGGCUCUUUGGCACCAUCCAUUCCAACACUACCCUCUUCCUCUUUCUUCAUCUACAAAGGCUCAACCUGGCUUUCAACAACUUUAAUGGGUCCUCUGUUUCAACUGGGUUUGGUCGGUUCUCAAGCUUGACGCAUCUCAAUCUCUCUGACUCUGGAUUUUCAGGCCUAAUUUCAUCAGAAAUCUCUCACCUCUCCAACUUGGUUUCACUUGAUCUCUCUUGGAAUUCUGAUGCAGAAUUUGCCCCGCAUGGCUUCAAUUCUCUGGUUCAAAAUUUAACCAAAUUGCAGAAGCUUCACCUUGGAGGUAUUUCCAUAUCUUCAGUUUUUCCUGAUUCCUUGCUAAAUCGGUCUUCUUUGAUAUCAUUAGAUCUCACUUCGUGUGGAUUGCAUGGGAGAUUCCCUGACCAUGACAUUCACCUUCCGAAACUCGAGGUUCUCGACUUAUGGGGAAAUGAUGAUCUCAGUGGAAACUUCCCACGAUUCAGUGAGAACAAUUCCCUCAUGGAGUUAGAUUUAUCAUUCACAAAUUUGAGUGGAGAGAUUUCAGCCUCAAUUGGCAAUCUACAGUCUUUACAGACUUUGGAUCUCUCCAAUUGCGAAUUCUCAGGGUCCAUCCCCGCUUCCCUAGAGAACCUUACACAAAUCACUUCCUUGAACCUCAGUAAGAAUCUUUUUAGUGGUAAAAUUCCAAAUGUUUUUAGUAACCUUAGAAAUUUAAUUUCAUUACGCCUUCAUGGCAACAAUUUCAGUGGUCAGCUUCCAUCAUCAAUUGGAAAUCUAACAAACCUUCAGGCCUUAGACUUGUAUGAUAAUCAGCUAGAAGGAGUCAUUCCUUCUUUUGUAAAUGGGUUUUUAAGUCUAUCCUAUGUCGACUUAGGAUAUAACUUAUUCAAUGGGAUAAUACCAUCUUGGUUGUAUACUCUACCAUCAUUGGUGGUAUUAUAUCUCGAUCAUAACAAACUCACUGGUCAUAUUGGUGAAUUCCAAUCUGAUUCAUUGGAGUUGAUUUAUUUGAAAAUGAAUAAGUUACAUGGGCCAAUUCCAAGUUCAAUAUUUAAGCUUGUAAACCUUAGAUAUCUUCAUCUUUCUUCAAAUAACUUGAGUGGUGUUUUGGAGACAAGCAACUUUGGAAAACUUAGAAACCUCACUUUGCUUGAUCUCUCAAACAACAUGCUCUCAUUGACAACGUCUGACAAUUCCAAGUCCAUGUUACCCUACAUUGAGAGUCUAGACCUUUCAAACAAUAACAUUAGUGGAAUAUGGUCAUGGAAUAUGGGAAAGAAUACACUAGGGUACUUGAAUCUCUCUUGUAACUCGAUAAGUGGGUUUGAGAUGCUUCCAUGGAAAAAUAUAGGAAUUAUAGAUCUUCAUUCCAACUUGUUGCAAGGACCACUUCCAAUUCCUCCAAAUUCUACUUUUUUCUUUUCAGUAUCCCAUAACAAAUUGAGUGGAGAAAUCUCACCGUUGACUUGCAAAGUGAGUUCCAUGGUAGUUCUUGAUUUGUCUAACAACAACUUGAGUGGCAUGCUUCCUCAUUGUUUGGGGAAUUUUAGCAAAGAUCUCUCUGUUUUGAAUUUACGAAGGAAUCGAUUUCAUGGCAUCAUUCCUCAAACAUUUUUAAAGGGCAAUGCUAUCAGGAAUCUUGACUUCAACGAUAAUCAAUUGGAAGGCCUAGUACCUCGAUCUUUGAUCAUUUGUCGAAAACUUGAAGUUCUAGACCUUGGGAAUAAUGAGAUAAAUGAUACAUUUCCUCAUUGGUUGGGAACUCUUCCAAAGUUGCAAGUUCUUGUUUUGCGUUUUAAUAGUUUCCAUGGUCAUAUAGGGCAUUCCAAAAUCAAAUCCCCAUUCAUGAGCCUAAGAAUCAUUGAUCUUGCUCACAAUGAUUUCGAGGGUGACUUGCCUGAAAUGUAUUUGAGAAGUUUGAAAGCGACAAUGAAUGUAGAUGAACGCAACAUGACAAGAAAAUAUAUGGGAGACUAUUAUUAUCAAGAUUCUGUCAUGGUGACAAUCAAGGGAUUGGAGAUUGAAUUUGUGAAGAUCUUGAAGGCUUUCGCAACAAUUGAUUUAUCAAGCAACAAAUUCCAAGGAGAGAUUCCAGAGUCCAUUGGAAAUCUUAAUUCACUUCGAGGGCUCAAUUUAUCCCAUAACAACCUUACAGGACAUAUUCCAUCAUCUUUCGGAAAUUUGAAGUUGCUUGAAUCAUUGGACCUUUCUUCAAACAAGCUCAUUGGAAGAAUUCCUCAAGAAUUAACAAGUUUAACAUUUCUUGAAGUUUUGAAUCUUUCCCAAAACCAUCUAACUGGAUUUAUACCUCGAGGUAAUCAGUUUGAUACAUUUGAAAAUGAUUCAUACAACGGGAACUCAGGGCUAUGUGGAUUUCCAUUGUCGAAGAAAUGCACAACUGAUGAAACACUAGAGCCUUCACAAGAAGUGGAUGCAGAGUUUGAAGGUGGAUUUGAUUGGAAAAUCACAUUGAUGGGAUAUGGAUGUGGAUUGGCAAUUGGCUUUACUCUUGGGUGUCUCAUGUUCUCAACUGAGAAACCUAAAUGGUUGGCAACGAUGGUUGAAGAGAACAUUCACAAGAAGAUCAAAAGGUCUAAAAGAUGCACUUACAGGAGAGGAGCAAGAAGGAACUAGCACAUUCCAAUUGCAUUGUAUUUUGUGUUAUGUUUUACAAAUAGAUUUUACAUUUGUUAGUAAAUAAUCUACUUGUUAUUAUAAAAGUGUAAUAUUGUUUGUAAAAUUAAAAUAAUGUUAUUUUCUUUU